Triticum dicoccoides is the source of this 1027-nucleotide messenger RNA. RefSeq lists its product as uncharacterized. The transcript is spliced from 3 exons. The coding region runs from base 6 to 734 and encodes 242 amino acids. Lineage: Eukaryota; Viridiplantae; Streptophyta; Magnoliopsida; Poales; Poaceae. The record is from RefSeq and is a predicted model, not a curated record.
AGCCCAUGAUGCUGAGCUGCAAGGCCAUAUUCCGCCUGGCUCGCCGCUCCCUCGACGCCCUCGUCGCCUUCAUGAGGGCGUACGCGCCCACCCCGUCUGCUGAAGAGGUCGUGUCCUACCUGAGCAGAAGCCAUGACAACCUUCACCAUGCCGCCGUGCUUGUUGACAGAGAAGGUGUUUCCCACGCAAACCGCAUGGACGACGCCUUCAGGGCUGCCAUUCUGGCAGCGCAUCUCCCUAGUGACGCAGCUCGCGAGGCUCAGUUUUUUUUCAUUGCCAACUGUGCUCCUACUGACGCUUUUCUUGCAAAGCAUGGAAUUCAUGGUCACCCAUUAGCUUUUGGAUUAACUGACCCGAGGCCACAAAGCAAUUCAUCGCUUAUAGUGCUUGAAUUCGUCAAGCUGGUUGUUUCCAGUUUAGCUCUCACACAGCCGCCACCAAGCUCGUCGAGCCUAAGCCAAGGAGCAUAUAGAGCGUUAAGGAUCAAGAUGCAUGCCUUCAAGAGGGAUCAGGAGUUUUGCCUUGGUAUAGUAAACAUGGCGCUCAAGAAACUCGCGUUCCAGUUUGGGGAACUUUAUCAGAUUCAUCUACUAUGCGGCAAAAGUUUGGUUACUUUGGUUCCUGAUAGCUAUUAUCAUGUAAACUUCUUGGCAUCACGCGAGAGCGAGCCUAAUCAGCCUAAGCUGUUUUUUUUGCUGAGGUUCGUGCUUCACUUCAAGAUGUGGAUGAUGUGACCUUGUGCUGUCCUGUGACAUUAUCAGGAAGAGCUGGUGGAUGCUCUGAUUGUGAGUAUAUGGGAAUGAAACUCAUCCAUCCUGUAGAUGAGAAGUUCAAUGGACAAUGUGACUUCAUUAAGGGUAAAGACCCACACAUUGUUGAACUUUUCAGGAAAGACCCUACCUCAGAGUUUGAUGUUCCACUGAUUGAUGAUUACAUUUUCUUUGAGCUUGAUCACCACCUUGAGGUUACAACCUUCCUGGAGACCUCUUACUCCUAUAUGAGUGAUGAUCAAGUGGACCUGAGUCUU